This is a messenger RNA of Paramecium tetraurelia, 585 nucleotides long. RefSeq lists its product as uncharacterized. The transcript is spliced from 3 exons. Lineage: Eukaryota; Ciliophora; Oligohymenophorea; Peniculida; Parameciidae. Gene Ontology annotation, molecular function: protein heterodimerization activity. The record is from RefSeq and is a predicted model, not a curated record.
AUGGAUGAAGAAGUUUUAGAUAAUUUAGAAGCAGUAGAAGAUGAUAAUGAAACUUCUAAUUUUCCUUUAUUUUAAUAAAAACAAAUUGCUGAAUUCAUCAAAAAGAUACUUGGUGAUAAUAUAACAGCAUAAAAAGCAUUUCGAGAUAAGUUUAAUAGAUGUCUAAGUCUUUUCGUAUUUUAUUUGAGUCAUAUGGUAACAGUCAUUAAAGAGGACACUAGAAAGAAAAAAAAUGAAAAAAAGAGAAUGCAAAUAACAAAAGAUGAUAUUAUAAUGACUUUAAAAGCAAUUGAUUUUUAGGAAAUAGCUGAAUCAAUACAAAAUCUUCAUAUAUUGCAAUCUUCUUUAGAAAAUGGCAUUUAAUAAGAGAAUUAACUGGAUUAAGGAGAGGAACAUGAGGAAAUGCGGGAAAUAUAAAAUUUUGAAAAUAUAGAAGAUGAAUAAAAAGAGGAAGAGAUUGAUGAUAAUAAUGAAUAGAUAUAGGAUAAUCAGGAUUAAGGCAAUGAAGAAAUUGAGGAUGAAAAUAAUUAAGAUAUUGAGAAUGAAAAUGGAUAGGAUGUUGAGAAUGAAAAUGAUUAGUAAUGA